Molecule: messenger RNA, 429 nt
Organism: Danaus chrysippus (African queen)
Lineage: Eukaryota; Metazoa; Arthropoda; Insecta; Lepidoptera; Nymphalidae
Source: the annotation of a GenBank genome assembly
AUGCAUCGGUCCACACGUCAGCCUCCUCGCCGCGCGCGGUGUACUGGUGGUACGGAAGAAUUGGCAGGCGCUAUCGAGCUACCUGUGUGGCCGGGCAGUCGAGAGUACACAAGGAAAGCCGCUCGGCGGCGCUCCCAGUGCGAUCUCGCCAGGAGGAUCGCCUCUACGAUCAUACGUAGAGGCGAAAACGUGUUUAAGCGAAUGAGGACUCGCCGCCGACCCCGAGACCAUGAAGAGAUCGCAAUAAUGUUGGUAGGUCCUCACGACAACGAUCCUUUUGGGAGACCGGGUUUCCAAUACGGCACGGAACAAGCUGAGACCAGAUACGGUCCCCCAGUAUGCCGAGACCCUCGAGCCGUACGCUGCUGUAUCUGGGGAUGUACAGUCCCUGUUUCCCCGCAGGGAAAAGGUUCACCCCUCCGACAAUGA